Pogoniulus pusillus (Red-fronted tinkerbird) is the source of this 2820-nucleotide messenger RNA. It is a transcript of the gene ARMC2, whose product is annotated as armadillo repeat containing 2. The record is from RefSeq and is a predicted model, not a curated record. Gene Ontology annotation, molecular function: protein binding. Lineage: Eukaryota; Metazoa; Chordata; Aves; Piciformes; Lybiidae. Gene Ontology annotation, biological process: cilium organization; sperm axoneme assembly. The coding region runs from base 415 to 2679 and encodes 754 amino acids. The transcript has 16 exons.
UCGGCGCUGGCGGCCCCGCGGCUGCAGCUGGGGCGCGCACGGGGCACCAACGGCUCUGCUGCGCGGCACUGCGCGCUCCGCGGCCGAGGGGAGGGGAGGGCAGGUCCGGAGGGUCCCUCCCGAGGCGGCAGCACGCCGUGCGGGGCCCGGCGGCCAUGCUGCGUAGCGUUGCCAUAGGAACGGAGGGCGCCGGUUCUGUCGGGUACGGGGAUCGUCUGCAGCGGUAAGGGAGGAGGGAACCGGCACCGGAGACGAGCGGAGGCGGCGGCGGGCCCGCAGCCACCAUCUCUGCAGAGAAGGGCUCGUCGGUACCGCCGAGCAGGCAGGGCGCCGUGGCCAGUGCCCCGCCGGUCGUCCCGCCCGUCGUCGCGGGCUGGGCUGUGCGUGCUCUUCCCUGGAGUACUCUGCAGAGCAAUGCAAGCUGCAAAGGAUAACGAUUCAGGAGAGGCAGAACCAUUCUACAGCCUUUCAGUGCCAGGGCACAAGACCAGUGCUGAGAUUGUAAAUGAAGCCAGAGUUGCUCUACGAACGCUAAGAACUCAGAGGCCACUUACACCUGCAGGGGACCAAAGGAAACUUUUUGGAUCUGGAUCCUCACAAACUCCUCAAAGCAGGCCUCCUUCAGUUUUCAGUCUUCAUGCAUCCAGUUUUGAUGUGACUGAGUCAAGACCAAUGCCUGGCAUUCGCCUUAGCCCACUGGAUCCUAAACCAAUGCUCCCUGCUUUUGCAAAAGAUGAAGAUUCUUCCCUUCCCAAACCUCCUGCUGAUGCUGCAGAGGUUAGGAAAGUCAGCAGUGCUCGGCCAUGCUUAUUUAGAAGACCUCAGGGAAACUUCCUUUCUGCUGAAAUGGUUCCUCUUGACCACAGUCUGGAGGGUGAAACAAGAAUCGAUCAGUUGGAAGAGGAAGAAAUCUUUUGGCACGUAAAGAUUCUACCAAUCCUGCAUGAACUGGACAGUGAAGACAACACAGCAAAUCUUUGUCUGGCUUGCACCAAGCUCUAUCAAGCCUUGAAGGAAGGAAAUCUGCUUGGAAGAAGAUUUGAAGGCAGAAGUAUGCUUCUGAAGACCUUAUAUAAGCUCGUAGACAUUGAGUCAGAUCCCCUUCGCCUGAAGCUGGCAAAGAUUAUUCUGGCUAUGAAAGUAGCUGGAAAGAAUCUUCUCAGUGUUUGCAAGCUUGCAUUUCAGAUUUGCAGGAAUGACAGAAAUGAUCCCAUUGUUCAGAAUGAGGGAUUAUUGGAUCAUUUGCUGGAGGUCCUGAGAACAGAAGAUCUACAAAAAAACUCUGAAGCUCUCCUCUACUGCAUGGGAGCUAUAAAAUUCAUGUCUGGAAAUGCAGCCCUCCUUAAUGAAAUGGUUGACAAAGGAGCUGUUGAAAUGUUGCUGCAAUUAAUGAAGCAGAUGAAUAAUAUAACAGGAAAUGACACACACUUCUCCAGCUUGGGCCACCUAUUAGUCCAGCUGACGGCGACCCUGCGGACCUUGGCCGCCUGCCCGGCAGCCAGGCGGCAGCUGCUGGGCGCUGCUGCAGCCUCGGAGCUCGGCGUGGCGCUGGAGCUGCGUGCGGAGGACAGGGAGGUCUGCGCCUGCAUCCUCAGCAUCUUCAGCAAACUUUCCUCCUACGAUGACUUCUGUGCAGCUUCAGCAGACUGCUCCAGAUGUUACAGCAUAUUUUUAGCCCUACUGAACAAGCACCAGAAGCAGCAGGAUGUGGUGGUUCGAAUCGUCUUCAUUCUUGGUAACUUAACAGCAAAUAGCAACCAGGCCCGUGAGCAAUUCUUUAGACACAAAGGAAGCAUUAACACCUUGCUAUCAUUAUUCCAAACCUACCAUGACCUUGAUGUGAAUGCACAGAAACAGUGCCAUGAAAGAGAAGGGGCAGGGGAGAGCUGCCCAAAGCAUCCUUCGGAAGCAGAAGACGUUCAGAUAAAAGUGAUCAGAGUGCUGGCUAACCUCUCUGUCCAUCCCAGCAUAGGAGCAGCUCUGGCAGCCUCCCACCGUGUUGUAGAAUUGCUUGUAGCAGUGCUAGAAUCCAAGGCCAUUGCUGACUGUGAGGAACUGGUCAUCCAUGCUGCAACAGCAAUCAGCAAUCUGUCCUACUACAAAGUGAAGAGUUCUGCUGUCCAAGACAAGAAGCUACACAUUGCUGAGAUGCUGCUGAAGCUGUUGAUGAGCAACAACGUGGAUGGAGCUGUGGAGGCUGUCAGAGGCUUUGGCAAUCUGUCCCAGUAUCACGAGAUCUGUGACUUCAUCGUACAGAAAAAGGCAUACAAGUUCAUGAUUGCUUUGCUUGAUUCCAAGAACCAAGAUGUCUGCUUUUCUGCCUGUGGAGUUCUGCUCAAUCUCACAGCAGAGCAGGACAAAGGAGCUCUUCUGAUGGAAGAAGGAGGAAUUGGGAAAUUAGUUGAGUGCUUACAAGACUUUGGGCCUGCAGACUGGCAGCUGGCUUGUUUGAUAUGCAAAGCCCUGUGGAACUACAGUGAAAACAUCACAAGUGCAGCCUCAUGCUUUGGAGAAGAGACCAACACCUUGCUGCUGCUGCUCACAUCGCUCCUAGAUGAAGAGCUGGUGUGGAAUUGCAGCCUCAACAGAGAUUUGAGGGACUACCACAAACUCUAUUGGGAAAGAGAGUUCAAACCUGUGGCAGAAAAACUUCUUCAGAGAAUUCAAAGCCAUCACUGAUUCUGACUGUGACUAUUACUCCAUUAUGCUACUUUUUGGGGAGGGUUGGUGGUGUAGAUGGUACAGAUUUCUAUGUCUGGUACACCUGUGCAUUGCCAGGGGUGCUGGUGAUUUAGCUGUCAGUAAAGCCUGGCAUUUCUA